Messenger RNA from Trichomonas vaginalis G3, 948 nucleotides. RefSeq names its product protein ubiquitination. NCBI's taxonomy places the organism in Eukaryota, Parabasalia, Trichomonadida, Trichomonadidae. The transcript has a single exon. Gene Ontology annotation, molecular function: protein binding. The record is from RefSeq and is a predicted model, not a curated record. The coding region runs from base 1 to 948 and encodes 315 amino acids.
AUGAAGAGAACUGUUCCAUCACUAACACCAGCAGGCAGGGCACCUGUUAGUAAACCGCCUGUCAAUAGAGCACCUAUUAGAAGAGCACCAAUGGCAGAUAAAAAGAAGAAAGAAGAAACAAUUUGGCAAGCUGCAGAUAGUGGUGAUAUUGAAUUAGUGAAGAUACUUCUUCAGAAGGGCCAGAACGUCAAUUCUAAAGAUAAAGAAAAGAACACGCCACUUAUGUUUGCUGCUCGUCAAGGAAAUUUAUUUAUGCUAAAAUAUUUAGCAGAAAACGGAGCAACAAUUGAUGAUAAAAAUGCACAGGGAUAUACAGCAUUAAUCCUUGCAACUCUUAGUGAGAAAAUAGAUGCAAUAAAGUUUCUUGUUAAUAGACAUGCUUCUAUAGAAACACGAGAUUCACGUGGAAACACGCCAUUUCUUUUGGCGGCUUCAAGAAAUUUAUCACUUUUGCAAUAUUUUCUUGAACUAGGUUCUGAUAUAAAUGAUACUAAUAGAGAUGGAAUGAAUGCGUUAAUGAUUGCUGUUAGAAACAAGAAAGAUGAUAUUGUAAAUUUCUUGCUUUCCAAAGAUGUUCCAUUAAAUGAAAAAGAUAAAGAUGGUUUUACUGUUUUGCAUCAUUGUGCGAGCAUAGGAAAUGCAAAUAUAAUGAGAAUACUUAUUGAUAAAGGGGCUGAUAUCGAUGCUGUUGAUAAAGGUAGAAAUACUCCUAUUAUUAUUGCAAGCCAAAAAUGCUUUUUUGAAUGUGUUGUGAUGCUUGAGAAUGAAGGUUGCAAUAUCAAUGCUAAAAAUUACUUGGAUAACACUGCUUUGAUGGAAGCAUCUGCUUCUGGUAACUUCAAGAUUGUUGAAUUCCUUUGUAAAAGGCAUGCCGAUAGAGAUGGAGCUUAUGAUAAAGCAAAGACAACUGAAAUCUCAGAUUUCUUAAUGCAUUUUAAAGAUGAUUAA